AUGUCUUCUUUCAUGAACCUUAGCUUCUUAGACGAGAUCAAACCAUACAAAAACAAAUGGCGUAUUCAAGUCAAGGUACUUCAUUCCUGGAAAUCAUACAUUCCGGGAGUUGGGGAAUCGCUUGAACUGAUUCUGUCUGAUGCACAUGGAACGAAAAUCCAUGCUUCAUGUAAGAAAGCUUACCUUGAAGAGUUGAGAGAUAAACUUCCGGUUGGAUCCUGGAGGAAUAUCGAAAACUUCCUUCUCACUGCACCCGGUGGAAUGUACAAAUCCACCAAUCAUGCAUACAAGUUGUCGUUUCUCCACACUACGGAAAUCUCCUUCUCAUCUCUGCAGAUGGACGACCUAUUUCUAAGUCUGGUUGAUUUUGAAACCAUACUCAGUGGACAUCUUGACGAAUACAAGCUGAUUGAUGUUAUGGGACAAGUCAAAGAUGUGGGUGACCUUGAUUCCGUGCAGUGUCAAGGAAAACCAAAGAAAAAAAUUGAGUUUGUUUUGGGCGACAUUCAUGGUCUGACGAUUGCUUGCUGUUUAUGGGGAACAUUUGCUGAGAAAAUUCAUACCGAGGUGGAAGCAUCUGGAGGAGAUGUGGUUGUAUGCCUUUUAAGAUUUGCUAAAAUCGGCAAAUAUAGAGGUGAGAUUCAAAUCUCGAAUUCGUUUGACGCUUCCCAGCUUAUUAUUAAUCCUCCAAUAAAGGAGACUGAAGCGUUUAAAGUGACGGAUACUGAUGAGGAGAACAAUGCUUUGACUUUAGUCGAAACUAAAGACCAUAAGCUUCAGCUUAAAAUUAGGCGUGAUAAGUGGAUGCAGUUUCCUCUCAAGUACAUUGGCGAACUUCUCCAGCCAACUCAGGCUGAAGUGUGCAGGGUCGUAUGUACUGUAUACGAAAUAGACAGGAACUGGGGCUGGUACUAUUUUGGUUGUACUGAUUGUGACAAAAAGGCUAUUAAGGUGUCAACCAACACAAAAAUAGUCAAUGGAAAAGACAUCGUCUCUCAUGUUUGGUGGUGUGAACAGUGUAAGCGUAAGGUUUAUGAUGUGUCCCCAAGAUUCAAGCUUCAUCUGAUGGUUAAAGAUGAUACUGGAGUUACAAACUUUAUGCUACUAGAUACAAUUGCAAAAGGACUUGUGCCUGAAUCAGCAGAGACCCUACUGAAUGGUUCCUUUGAUGAGUUAGAGGAUGUUGAUUCAUUCCCUGAAGCAAUCACUUCUUUGGUUGGUAAGACCUUCAUGUUUGGAGUUUACAUAGAGAAGGACCAUGUGAUUUGCAAAGCUGAGACUUUCAAGGUUGGUAAAGUAUGGAAAGACAUGAGUAUGGACAUGAGUUGUGCAGCUUCAGUGUCGUGUACUCAAUCUGAUUUGACCCCAACUGUGGACAGUGGUGGACAGGAUUCCAUAAAUCACAUGAUUGAGCAGAGUUCUGAAGAUGUGGUAUCAACCCCGUCUUCUAAACGUAUAACCGAAUCUGAUGAAUAUGUGCAUGAUCUCACAUCGACCUCUAAGAAGCAACGUACCAAAAACAUCAAGUCCGAACAGAAGAAAAGUGGCUGA
Raphanus sativus (radish) is the source of this 1551-nucleotide messenger RNA. RefSeq lists its product as uncharacterized. The transcript has 10 exons. Gene Ontology annotation, molecular function: DNA binding. The coding region runs from base 1 to 1551 and encodes 516 amino acids. Gene Ontology annotation, biological process: DNA repair; DNA replication; DNA recombination. NCBI's taxonomy places the organism in Eukaryota, Viridiplantae, Streptophyta, Magnoliopsida, Brassicales, Brassicaceae. Gene Ontology annotation, cellular component: nucleus. The record is from RefSeq and is a predicted model, not a curated record.